AUGGCCGCCUCCGGCAAGCGUUCCUUGGCCGCCGUCGCUCUCGCGGCGAUCGCCUCCUGCGCGGCCGCGCAGACGCCAGGAGGCCCGCCGGGAUCGCACAACAACUCGAUGAGCUUCUCCGACGUCAUGGCCAUCUUGUUCUUCAUGGCCUUCUUCUUCCCCGUCUUCGUCGUCCUCCUCGCGUUCGCCUGCCUCCGCCUGUUCCGGCCGCCGGACGAGCCCCCGGCCGGCGACGACUCGUCGUCGGAGGGGUCGCUCCACAAGGAGGGCCUGAACGCCGCGGAGAUCGCGGCGCUGCCGCUGGUGUCCUAUCGCGACGUCAAGCAGCACCGGAUCGGCGCCAGCGGGGUCGACCCGCUGGAGUGCGCCGUCUGCCUCCUGGAGUUCGGCGACGACGACUGCCUCCGCCUCCUGCCGGCGUGCCCGCACGCGUUCCACCCGGAGUGCAUCGGCCUCUGGCUCGCGAAGCACGUCACGUGCCCGCUCUGCCGCGCCAGCGUCCUCGACCCCGAGGAGCUGAUGCAGCCUCCCUCGCCGGAGGAGACGCCGGCACCGCACGAAUCGCUGCGCCGGCUCGCGGAUCACGAUCACGACACGGUGGUGGUGCUAAUCGAAGACCCCGGCUGCAACGAGGAGGAGGACGAGAGGACAAGGGUCCUUGCGAGGAGGAUGCGGUGCGAGGCCGCCGGGCGGCAGGCGCUGCCGCGGUCGAACUCGACGGGGCACGAGCGCGCCGGCGGGACGGAGCACUUCGCGCUGCGGCUGCCGGAGCACGUCCGUCUCGAGAUCCUGAUGUCGCACAGGCUGAGGCACGUGACGAGCGCGGUCGCGUCCGUGCGCGUGAGGGAAGGGAGCGCCCAUGACCCAAGCGCCGGCGGGAAUUCGGUGCGGAGCGCCGUGGCGAGGCUGCUCUCCCUUUUCGCGCCCGGGGAUGGGCGGAGGGGAGACGACGAGGAGAAGUCCGGGGGCUCGUCUCGCCGGCGGCGCGAUGACUCUGCCCGGGGAGCAGGAGAAGACAAGCUGAGAAACGAUUGA
Triticum turgidum subsp. durum (durum wheat) is the source of this 1035-nucleotide messenger RNA. The record is from the annotation of a GenBank genome assembly. NCBI's taxonomy places the organism in Eukaryota, Viridiplantae, Streptophyta, Magnoliopsida, Poales, Poaceae.